UCCUUCCUCUGUGGUUACCUACACAUUCGGGGUCUGACGGAAGAUUGGCCAGAACUGACGACGUACUUCGAUGCGGAAAUUAUUGGAACUCGGCACGGGUUCCUGACCAGGCGCUGGGGCGCUGAUGAGCAGGAAGACAUGAACCAUUGGGACCGCUUUCCUGCCUUCCGCCGCGUGAAGCACUCCCUCCGCAAGCCCAAUCUGACCAUGUCGGACCCCGAUUGCGGCGCCGUCUUCAUGCGGUGGAAGGAAAGGUUCUUGGUGCCAGACCAUCGAGUGCAAGACAUAAGCGGGGCGAGCUUUGCGGGCUUCUACUAUGUCUGCGUCGACUUCAACCCCCCACCUCCCUCCCCGAUGCGCUCGACGUCCCGCCGGCGGUCGUCGAGCGCGGCGACUAAGGGCCUGCUGCAGGAGUGGCCAGAGUCGGACGGUCUCGGGCGCUCGACCGGCGGGCAUGCUGCGACCAUGAGCGGAUAUUACUUCCACCAAAAUUCCGCUCCGUAUCAGCAGCUGUCGCUGUGCCACGUCGCCGAGAACAUGAGCCCUUCGUUCGAGUUCCGUUGA
This is a messenger RNA of Punctularia strigosozonata HHB-11173 SS5, 564 nucleotides long. RefSeq lists its product as uncharacterized. Gene Ontology annotation, biological process: proteasome-mediated ubiquitin-dependent protein catabolic process; negative regulation of gluconeogenesis; protein targeting to vacuole. The transcript has 4 exons. Lineage: Eukaryota; Fungi; Basidiomycota; Agaricomycetes; Corticiales; Punctulariaceae. The record is from RefSeq and is a predicted model, not a curated record. The annotation marks the transcript as partial. Gene Ontology annotation, cellular component: GID complex; extrinsic component of membrane.